UUUAAAUAACUUUGUAUGAUUUGCACGACGUGAUUUUCCCUUUUUGGAGACACACGGAAAGCCAGUCGUCACACAUGUGGCGCGUAAUUGGAGGAAAGACGGAGCUUUUUCUUUUUGUGUGUGGCGCUUUUAUUGACGCCGAAUACAAACAAAUAAAUUUAAAAAAUAGCACGAAUGAUUGCAAGUGGCUCCGAGUGGUGCGUGUUGACCGGCAAGGCUCGGGGUCAGUGUCUACGUCCACCCUCCCGGGGACUGGAGCCGCCCGCCUCGCUCCUCUCUUCCCCCAGGAGGCUGCGCCUCAAUGCCAGCCCCUUUGUUCCGUCUAGCCGGUGGGCUGAGUCACAGAGAGGGAGGCUGAGCUUCUCCUUCAUACCACAGGCGUGAGAAGAAGCUGGAAUAUAUAUAAAAAAAGAGAGAGAAUAUAGGAGCGACAGAAGCGUUAUCUUUUUUUUCUCUCUGUGUGUGUUGCUGAUGCUGCGUUUCCGCCGGGGUGUGCAACUGCUCGGCUACAAACAAACAAACAACCAAAACAAGCCCGGCGACACAUCUCUUUCAGCUCGUUUCCCGGACAAGAAAAAAGGAGGAAGGAGACAAUGAACCGGCAGCUCUCCCGCGAGUGAAGCCAGCGCCGCGGUGCACCGGUCCACCAUCCAGCUGAUCCACGCUGACUCUCCCUUUUUUCACGUUUUUUUCUCCUCCUUCGUCUCUUCCUCCUCUGCUCAGCAUCCAUAUUGGCAUCCCAGGGAGUGGCAACCACUCAUCCCCCCCUUUCCCCUGGCGAGAGAGCCUGAAAGUUAUCCCCUCCGUCGCUCUGAUUUCCAACACAGUAAGAUAAACAUGGAGAGCGACGGCCGCCGCUCCCCCAUCUAGUGCCUCGUCCGCAAAGCCUUCGUCACCCGGGAAGAGGAAGAGGAGCGCCCCGGUUCCUCUGCACCAUGAACAUGCUCAAGUCCACUGGGCUGAAGAUCCCUGGCCGGGGGCCCAAGCAUUCCAGCCCAGUGGGGAGGGCGUCAGCGGGGGGAACCUCCAGCCCCGUCAUCCCUAAAGACAUUGGACUGUGGAGGCGUGACGUAGAGACGGAGUGCAUGGCUCUGGUGGAGAUCCGUCAAUCCCAAGACACCCCGACGAGAAUCUCUGAAGAGGGCGACGAUGUCUUGGGGGACUACACUGUGGGCGAGCAGGUCUGGGUCAACGGAGUCAAGCUCGGAGUUAUCGCCUACCUCGGGGAGACCCAGUUCGCCCCGGGACAGUGGGCCGGCGUGAUACUGAAUGACCUAGUCGGCAAAAACGACGGGUCAGUGGGCGGCGUGCGCUACUUUGAGUGCCAGCCCCUCCAGGGCAUCUUCACGAGACCCUCGAAGCUCAACCGACAGCCGGUCGGAGAGGGAAGCGACACCGACUCGCUCUCCGCGCAGAAUCAGACUCAGCACGGCGGCAACGGCGGCAACGUUGGCAACGUUGGCAACGGCGGCAAUGGCGGCCAUGGCGGCCAUGGCGGCAACGGCGUCCCUCCUGGCCAGAGGGUGGUAGUGCCGCUGAGGGAGUGCCUGCUCAACAGCGCGGUGAAGACGGGCUACGAGUCCGGGUCCAACAUGUCGGACAGCGGUUCGGUGAAAGGUUCGGUGAAGAAAGAUAAGGAUCUUCGAGUUGGGGAUCGAGUUUUGGUGGGCGGCUCCAAGAUGGGAGUCAUCCGCUACAUGGGGGAGACGGACUUCGCCAAGGGGGAAUGGUGUGGGGUCGAGCUGGAUGAGCCCCUCGGGAAGAAUGAUGGCGCUGUGGCUGGUACAAGAUACUUCCAGUGCCUUCACAAGUUCGGCCUGUUUGCGCCGAUCCACAAGGUGAUCCGCAUCGGCUUCCCCUCCACCAGCCCGGCCAAGGCCAAGAAGAGCAAGCGGAUGGCCAUGGGCGUCUCCUCCCUGGUCCACAGCCCCAGCAGCUCCUCCAUCAGCUCCGUCAGCUCCGUGGCCUCCUCCGUGGGCGGGCGGCCGAGCCGGACCGGACUGCUGACCGAGACGUCGUCCCGCUACGCGCGCAAGAUCUCGGGCACCACCGCGCUCCAGGAGGCCCUGAAGGAGAAGCAGCAGCACAUCGAGCAGCUGCUGGCCGAGAGGGACAUGGAGCGGGCCGAGAUGGCCAAGGCCACCAGCCACAUCUGUGAGGUGGAGAAGGACCUGAGCGUCCUCAAGGUGCAGCACGUGCAGCACAUAUCGGAGAACGAGAGCAGCCUGCAGCAAGUCAGAGUCAUGCUGGCCAGCACGCAGAAGGACAAACUGGAACUGGCCAAUCAGCUGGAGGAAGAGAAGAGGAAAGUGGAGGACCUCCAGUUCAGAGUGGAGGAGGAAUGCAUCACCAAAGGAGACCUGGAGACUCAGAGGAAGUCGGAACGCGCCCACAUUCGUCAGCUCGAGCAGCAACUGCUCCUCGAAAAGUCGAGAGCAGAGACGCUGCACAGAGACUUAGAGAAGAGGAGGCAAACCACGGUUGAGGAGCAGAGUCACAUCAUCCAGCUGGAGGAGGAGCUCAGCCUCCGGAGAGCCGAGAUGGAGAACCUGCAGGCCAAACUCAGGGGGUCCGACGCCAGCUCGCAGGGCGGCGGCGGCGAUGGCGACGCCGCCCAGCCGGGGUCCGACGGCGGCGACGCCCAGCCGGAGACGCUGGUGCUGCGCGCUCAGCUGCUGUCGGCGGGCCGCGAGCGCCACAAGGAGAGCAGCGAGCUCAAGGAGAAGCACGAGGAGGCGCUGGCGGCGAGCCGCGAGGAGAUCCACUCGCUGAAGACCGAGGUGGAGAGGAGGAGCCAGGAGGUCGGCGAGAUGAAGCAGAAGGUCCAACAGGCCAACAGGGAAAACGUGGAGAUGAUGGACACCUGGAAGGUUAAAUUCGACUCGCUGACGCUGGACCACCAGCGCUCGCUGGGGGAACUGAAGGCCUCGCUGAGCGGCGACCGCCCCGCCCCGGCGGGCUCGGAGCAGGACGCCCAGGAGCUGAGGGUGGCGCUGGAGAGCCUGAAGACGGAGCACCUGCUGGGGGUGGAGAACCUCAAGGCCCGGCACAAGAUCGAAGCCGCCAUUCUCACCAAGGAGCGGGAAGACUUCUGCACGCGCCUGCGGGAGGCCACCGAGCAGCUGGCCGAGGGCGGCGGCGGCGGCGGCAAGCGGCUCCCGGAGGAGGCGGCCGCCGGCGAGCUGCAGGAGGCGGAGCGGAGGCUGGCGGAGGUGGAGAAGCUCCGGGCGGAGCGGGACAGGAGCGCGGAGCGGCUGAGGGAGCGGCUGCAGCUGGCGGAGGAGACGCUGGCGGAGCAUCGGGCUCUGCGGGAGGCGCAGGCGCGGAGCCACGAGGAGACCCAGAGGACGCUGGAGGAGAAGCUGAGGGCGACGGAGAACCGGCUGCAGGCCGCGCAGGCGGAGCGCUACACUUCCCAUGAUGCACCUGUGAAAGACGACAACGACGUUUCAGAGGAGAAGAUGAAGCUGAAGCAGAAUAUCGAAGAAACGAUGGAGACGUUCCAGAGAAGGGAGAAGGAGGUCUCCGCCCUCACGUCCCAGGUUGAAGCUCUCAAGAGUCAGACGGGAGCGCUGGAGGCCAAAGUUCGCUCGGGGGAAAAGAAAGCCGUGGCGCUGGCCAGGGAGAAGGUACGCUUGGAGGCCGAGCUGGAGUCCAUGACCAAGAAGUCCCAUGAUGCAUCUGGGCAGCUGGUCAAUAUCAGCCUGGAGCUGCUGAAGAAAGAGAGGAGUCUGAACGAACUGAGGGUGUUACUACUGGAGUCACAUCGCUACUCCCGGGACAUGGAGAAAGACCUGAACCGGGAAGUGCACAAGGCCGAGUGGAAGGUGAAGGAGCAGAAGCUUCAGGACGACAUCAAGACCCUGCGAGAAAAACUGCUCCUACUGGGUCGGGAGCACUCGUCCCCUGACCACCGGCGGUACUCCAUGCUGGAUCCCUGCGUCCUGGACUCGGAGGUGAGCCGCCUCCGCCAGCGGCUGCUCAGCACGGAGGACGCCCUGAGGAACGCCAUGGAGCACAACCAGCAGGUGGACCAGCUGGUCCUGGCCAUGCGCAGGCAUCCAGAUAAAAGCCCGAUUCACGCUGCAAAUUCAGCCAAUGGGAUUCAUCAUCAGGAGUCGGGAAGCGCUCGAGAUGUUGUAACAACGCUGAUAUGCGGAGGUACGUCCUAAAGAAAAGCUCGUCCGACGUCUUCUCCUGAUCCCGCGACGGACGCCUGAGGAAGAUUUCAGUUUGCAGUUUAAUACCAAAACAACGCAUCUCUUGUCUCGAGUGAAUUCACGUGUCGUUGCAGAAAGCACCCAUUAGCCAAUCACGAAGGCCUUCUUAAAGUACGAUAUAAAAUACACGGGGAACGGGACAUGGACGUGAAGAGACAUUAUAGGUACAACUCCUGAGACUUUUGAUGCUUUACCGUAGUUUCAAAUUUCAAUCCGCAAGUUGCCGGGAACUCUGUGACAAUUCUUAAUUUUGAAUCGGGAAGAAAACGUCUGAUGGACAGCGAGGUGAAGAACUGAAGACGCCGGGUAUCCGUCGCUUUGUUUGUUUUAUUUAUUACUUUUACUUUGCUCCUGAGCUUUGUUAUUAUCCUCUCGGCCGGUGAUACUCAGAGCGACUCUUCAAGGAAAACUUCAACUCUUAUUUUGAAGGGAGUUUGGCCCGUUUGUCACUUUACUUCAUACCUGAUGAGAGGAAUCGGUCCGUUCGCGCUCCUGCUUUCGUGUACAAUAUGAUGAGUAAUUGUGGGUUUAUGGAAGUAUUAAAAAGGCCCUUUAAAGUGA
This is a messenger RNA of Pseudoliparis swirei, 4781 nucleotides long. RefSeq names its product CAP-GLY domain containing linker protein 2 (gene clip2). The record is from RefSeq and is a predicted model, not a curated record. Gene Ontology annotation, biological process: cytoplasmic microtubule organization. Gene Ontology annotation, molecular function: microtubule plus-end binding. Bases 936 to 4172 code for a protein of 1078 amino acids. The transcript is spliced from 19 exons. NCBI's taxonomy places the organism in Eukaryota, Metazoa, Chordata, Actinopteri, Perciformes, Liparidae. Gene Ontology annotation, cellular component: cytoplasm; microtubule plus-end; nucleus.